CUUUGCCUCCAAAUCGGAAGAGGAGGGAGGAGGAAGGGUGAACGAAGGGAAGGACGGAAGGAACAUCGGAACGGUCUUCUCAACCAUCAUGGAAGCAUUCCUCCUCACUCACGCCCACCCUGCCUGCACCAAUUAAGCUUGAAACCCAUCCUCACCCGGACACCCUGGUUAGCUUUGGAGAAGAAUCAACUCGGCAGCAUUCAUUGAGGCUAAAAUCAAGGACGAGGACGGAAGAUAGCCGACACCUAAGUUGCUUUGCCGCUUCCGCCCUUGAAUUCUAGACCGCCGGGAAUGCAAUUGAGGGACGCAUCACCUGCAUAAUUGAUUGAUGAGCAUUCUUCUAUCUUAAUGCUGAUUGGAGCUGUAUGUCCAAUAAAGAACAGGGGCACUGAGCCACGCCAAAUUCUAUUACACAUGUGCCAUAUUAGGGGGUCAGUCAAAAAUCAGUUAUGAGUGAUCGAUCAUCCAUUAUUCAGCAGGAUUAUUCUGUAAAAUUGCUAGUGUAAAUGCUUCUUAGAUUUGAUGCAUAGUCCAGAGUCUUCCUGUCUUAUCCUUUCAUCAAAAUGAUUGGUUGCUCAACUUCUGGAUCUAUGGAAGCUGAAGACAAGACUCACCAAGACGCUCUUCCAGAUUGUACCACUAUACCUAAAAAUCCCCAGUCCUGCCCAUCACUGCUCGAGAAUAAAGUGGAUGCAGAAGAUAACAUGCAAAGGGAUGGUGAUACAACUGCCAAUGUGCAUGAGGAAGAGGAUGAGGAAGAGGAUGCAGAUUUCAAUCCUUUCUUGAAAGACACUAAUUCUAUAGAAGCUUCCUCUAGCCUCAGUUCUGAGGUUGAAGAUGUGGAUACGGAUGUCACUGACAGUAAAGGAAAACCUUCUGUAGAAAUUAUGCAUACUGGUAGAACAGUUCUGCAAGAUGAGGAUGUGGUGAUGCGAACAGUUUCUCCUGCAGAAGUAUGUGUAAAUAAGUCCAAUGCUGUAUCUGUGGAUAGUGAAUCAUUAUUGAUUUCUCAAUCUGAAGGUGGGGCUAUAUAUGACAAGGAUAAUGAUUUGCUCAGCCUUACUGAUGUUGGCAACAAUGCAGAUUUCCUGAAACCGCAAUUGGAUAUGGAUAGUGAGGGUGCUAUCUGUAUGCGGACUAGGGCUCGUUAUUCUCUUGCAAAUUUCACACUUGAUGAACUUGAAACUUUUCUUCAAGAAACUGAUGAUGAGGAGGAUCUUCAAAAUGUUGAUGAUGAGGAAGAAUAUAGAAAAUUCCUUGCAGCUGUAUUAAGAGGUGAUGAUUAUCUCAACAUACAAGAGAGUGCAAAUGCUGAUGAUGAAGAUGAAGAAAAUGAUGUUGAUUUUGAGCUUGAGCUUGAAGAGGCACUCGAAAGUGAACCUGAAGAGAUUGAAGAACGGCGAAGGACUAGGCGAAAUAGAUCCCAAAGAACUUCAAACGAGCUCGUGAAACUUUCAGGACAGUUGACUAGACCAUUGCGACCCCUUUUACCAUUUGCAUCGUUAGGAUCUCAACCAACUCUUGAUGGUAAAUACCUUUCACCCAACAUUAGUCCAUCUUAUACCCCUCCUAAUGGUUUCAACUGUGGAUUCACCCCACAUCAGAUAGGGCAGUUGCACUGUCUGAUUCACGAGCAUGUGCAGCUACUCAUUCAGGUGUUUUCCAUCUGUGUUUUUGAGCCUCUUAAACACCAUAUUACUGCUCAAACUAAGGAAUUAAUAUUAGAGUUACUUCAGAAACGUGACCAGUUACUAGCAUGGAGAACAUUGCCAUACCCAAGCUUCUGCUUCUUCCCUCCACACAUUCAUCCAUCUUUGCCAAAUGAGGUCCACAAAAUGUUACCACAGAAUUGCAGUAAUAAGAACCAACAACAUGAAUUUCCAUCUGGAAGCAACAGAGAGCUGCAUUCUGAUAUCACUUCCUUUCCUAUUUCACCUGCUAAUCUAGCAGAUGAGCAGGCAGGCUCUUCUCAAGCUGUGUUGUGGGUGCCAAACAUUUCCGGUCCAGUGCUGUCUGUUAUAGAUGUAGCACCGCUCAGAUUAGUUGAAAAUUAUAUAAAUGAUGUUUCUUCAGCUGUCCAAGCACAUGAGCGAUAUCAAAUUGAGCUUGGUUUUGAUUCUCAACAACAAAAGGAACCCCUUUUUCCUCUCGGCAGUUCUUCAUGUAAUGCUGAAGCUGAUGGUCAAGGUAAUAUGGAGAACCCUCCCCCGGAGUCCAGUGGUCUGCUUUCUUCAUCCAAUAAUCAAAUGCCCAAGAAGACAAUGGCAGCAACCCUGCUAGAAAAAGCCAAAAACCAAUCCAUUGCUCUUGUUCCAAAAGAGAUUUCUGAAUUAGCUCAGAGGUUUCGGCCAUUAUUCAACCCUGCCCUUUAUCCUCAUAAACCACCACCGGCUCCACUUGCAAAGCGGGUGCUUUUUACUGAUGCUGAGGAUGAAUUAUUAGCAUUGGGACUGAUGGAAUAUAAUACUGACUGGAAAGCCAUACAGCUACGGUUUCUUCCUUGUAAAUCUAGGCACCAGAUAUUUGUGAGGCAGAAGAAUCGCGCAUCAUCAAAAGCACCGGAAAAUCCUAUAAAGGCUGUGCGGAGGAUGAAAAACUCCCCCUUGACAUCUGAGGAGAUAGCACGCAUUGAAAUGGGGUUGAAAAAGUUUAAACUUGACUGGAUAUCUAUAUGGAGAUUUUUCGUUCCUUACAGAGAUCCCUCCUUGCUUCCAAGGCAGUGGCGCAUUGCUUGUGGCACACAAAAGUCGUAUAAAUCUGAUGUGAAUAAAAAAGCAAAGCGGCGUUUAUAUGAAUUAAGAAGAAAAGCUAGCAAGGCUUGUCCUUCAACUUGGCAUUCAUCAUCUGAAAAAGAGGGUGAUAGCACUGACAAUGCUGUUGAAGAUACUAAUAGUGGGGAUAAUCGCAUGGACAAGGAGGAUGAAGCAUAUGUUCAUGAAGCAUUUUUGGCAGAUUGGAUGCCUGAAAAUAAUGUUUCUGCAAGUUUUCCCACUUCUUUGCAAUCUGAUGGUUCUCAAGCUGGUUCUGCAUAUGUCCAACCCUCAGUGAGUUCCAAGUCUUCAGCUGACUUGAGGCCAUCCUAUUCUCAAGUAGUUCUGCGGCCGUAUCGAGCUCGUAGACCGAAUAAUGCACGCACGGUGAAAUUAGCUCCUGAUUUACCUCCAGUAAAUCUUCCUCCAUCUGUUCGGAUUAUUUCACAGUCAGCAUUCCAAAGUUCCCAUGCAAUAGCAGCCACAAAGAUGCAUGGCACUGCCUUGAGAAUUGGUGGGGCAGGACAAAAUCUGGGUCAGCACACUGGAAGCACUAUGAAGUCAGAUGCUGUUUCUUCAGUGAAAUGUGGACCUAGCAAGAACAACAUUUUCAGUUCUCCUAUUCGGCAGCAACCAAAUCAUUCUGAUGCCAUGGUUGAUAAAUCUGCAUCAGAGAGAGUUGGUGCAGAUCUUCAGAUGCAUCCUCUGUUAUUUCAGGCUCUUCAAGAUGGUCAGGUGCCUUAUUAUCCACAGAGCAGCAGUACUAGCACAUCCAGUUCCUUCACUUUCUUUUCGGGAAGGCAGCCACAGCUAAGUCUGAGUCUUUUUCAUAAUCCACGCGAUAUAAGAGACGCUGUGAAUUUUCUUAGCAAGUCAUCUAAAACUCCUGAAAGAGAUGCAUCUUCACCUGUCGUUGACUUUCAUCCCCUAUUGCAAAAAACUCAUGAUGUGGAUACAAACUCCAUAGGAAUCCAUCCUGCCUCUGCAAGGGUUCCGUCUACUACAAAGUCAAGGCAAAAACAUGCGGCAACACAAAGUCCUUGUGGGUCCACACGCAAACCAUCUCUCCAAGGUGGUUCAAGUGCGUCAACUGCUAAAAAUGUCAGCCAUGUUGAUAAAAGUAAUGAAAUAGACUUGGACAUUCAUUUAAGUUUCACAACCACAAACCAAGAAGCUGUUGGAAGCAAAAACAUGGCUAUACAGAAUGCAGGGAGAUCAGUAAAUGGUCCUGUGUCUGGACCCAUAGAAUCUGAAAGUGCAAGAGAUUCAAGAAAUAUGAGAAUUUCUGCUCUAGAUGGGAUUGAUGAUGAGCUUGAUUCAAGUGACUUUGCACUAAUUGCAUCCAAGAACAAAGGAAAUAGGAAAGUUUCAGAAGACAUGUGUGAUGAUUCCCUUCAUGAAAUAAUAAUGGAACAGGAAGAGUUGAGUGACUCCGAGGAAGAAAGUGGUGAAAAUGUAGAGUUUGAGCAUGAGGAGAUGGCUGAUUCAGAUGGUGAGAGCACAUCUGACUCCCAACAAUUUAUCAGCAUGCCAAAUGAGGACGUGCAUCAAGAUGAUGUGGAUGCAGAUGUUGAUGAUUGUUGGGCAGCAAAUGCUCAGAGUAAAUGUCGAGGCAAGAUGAGCAGCAAGUCAGGUGGAUUAGAAGUGGCCGAGAAAGUAGCUAAGUUGAGGGCCAAUGCUGAAUCUUUGAACCUGAAUUCGUGUCCCCAAGUUUCUCUUACAACUCUCAAGAAACCCCAGGCAGAGUAUGAAUUCGGGCCAUUUGGCACAACUGGAACAGUUGGCCAGAAGCAACUUUCUGCAAGUUCAAGAAGAUCGAGCAGGAAUUCAAAAGGGGGUCGAAUGCAGAAGCCUCGUGAGGAGCUGCCAGGGCAUCAAAAUCCGGGUUGUGCCAGCGACGCAAUGCCAAGAAACCCCAGAAAACGUGUCUGCAGAUCCAACUCAAAUUCAAGCACGUCCAACCCGAAUAUGGGCAUGGAUGUUCGUUCCAACCCUUAAAGAAAGAGUGGGGCAGGACAGAAGAAUUCGGUAGUUUGAUUGUCGGAUCUAUUAUAACUUGAGAUCAUGUUCAGACAACCUGCUGGUGUGGGCUGACAAACAAUCAUCUUGUAUAAAUUUUCUUGUGCCGUUUUUCGUCAGGGAAAAGAGAGAAAAUUUAACGGAUCCA
This is a messenger RNA of Andrographis paniculata, 4917 nucleotides long. RefSeq lists its product as uncharacterized. The transcript is spliced from 12 exons. Gene Ontology annotation, cellular component: nucleus. Gene Ontology annotation, molecular function: transcription coregulator activity. Gene Ontology annotation, biological process: regulation of DNA-templated transcription. Lineage: Eukaryota; Viridiplantae; Streptophyta; Magnoliopsida; Lamiales; Acanthaceae. Bases 564 to 4748 code for a protein of 1394 amino acids. The record is from RefSeq and is a predicted model, not a curated record.